AAUCUAUUAGUAAAAUAAUGAAACGGAUAAGUUUAUAUAUAUAUGAUCCACCAUGUCUACCUUUAAAUUAGUAUACAAUAUAUCGAAACAUCUUAGUUAAUAUUUAUAUGUAAGGAUUAUGAUAUUUAGAAGUGAUUGUCGUAAGUAAGAUCAGCUAUGCGUAAGAGAUGCGACAUCAAAAAAAAAAUAUUUGGAUGAAAAAUUCAGUCGAUGGAUAGUGCUAUUCAAAGUAAAAUAACUGAGUGUUAUUAUUAAUGUCUAAAAAAGUCUACCAAUAACUAUCCAUUAGGCUUAAAGGUUUGAUCCAAACUAAAUUUAGUACAUUUUUCAAUCCUACAAAAGUAUUAAUAAUGGAACAAAUAAAGAGAUCAUUAGGAGAUGAGGGAACUUCUUUGGCUAAGAAACCAAGAGUUCAACCAAAGUCUGGUAUUCAAGAGCAUCAGGUUGGUAUUACGGAAUUUAUAAAUAAGCAAGGAAAUGGAUUCACAGGUAUACUCAAGCUGCUUUACGCUGAUUUUCAGGUGAAUGAAAUCGAUCCAAAUGGUAAUGUUGUUCAUUUAUUAGAUGAAGGUAUUGAUGUAGGUAAAACUAAAAAGGAAAGAAGACUUGAAAAGAGAGAAGAAGAAAGGAAAGAACUCGAAGGUAAAACUCCUGAACAGGUGGAAACAAUAUUGACCGAAAGAAAGAUUCAAGAGGAAUCAAAACCAAAGUAUGAGCUCUCAGAUGAUCAUCGUCAAGAAUUGUUAACUUAUAUUUCUGAUGAAGAAUUAAAACAAAUAGAGGAAUUGUUCACUACAGGGAAUAACAUGGAGACUAAGACUACAUUUGAUGACAAACAAGUUAGAGGAAAAUUACAUCAAUUGCUCAGAGCUGCAUUUCAAAAUAAAUUGGAAACUGUGACCUCUCCAGAGAACACUUUUAAGAUUGCAAUCGCCAAUAACACCAGUAGAGGUACCGGAAGACAGCAUCCUCAAGAAAGUAUGCAUCAUGUCGACGAAAAUGGAGUAGUGAAUUAUGGAUUGGGAGCAUUUAAACCUUACUUGCAUUUCACUGUAUAUAAGGAAAAUAGAGAAACUAUGGAUGUUGCUUCUUCUAUUUCUAAAUUUCUUAGAUUUCCUCAUAAAGCUAUUUCGUAUGCUGGAACCAAAGAUAGAAGAGGUGUUACUUGUCAGAGAUUUAGCAUUCAUAGAGGUAAAGUUGUUAGGGUUAAUUCAUUAAAUAAAGCUUUAAAUGGUACAACUUUAGGAAGCUUUUCAUAUGAAGAUUCUCCAUUGAGAUUAGGAGAUUUAAAAGGUAAUGAAUUCAUAAUUACUAUAAGAGACAUUAAUCCAAUUAAUGAAGGCGAAAAUAUUAUUGAUAUUAUAUCUACUAGUUUCUCUUCUCUCAGAGAUAAAGGGUUUAUUAAUUAUUUCGGUAUGCAAAGAUUUGGUUCGUUCUCCAUUUCAACUCAUGUUCUUGGUAUUCAUGUCAUGAAAGAAGAUUGGAAAGCAGCUGCUGAAUUAAUUUUAUCCGAACAAGAACUCGUUGCUCCAGCAUCUAUCGAGGCAAGAAGAAUAUGGGCAGAAACUUCGAAUCCAUCAUUAACUCUAAAGAAAUUACCCCAUUAUUUUACUGCUGAAUCUUCUAUUUUGAAAGUCCUUGAAAAAGAGACUUUAGAUGAAAAUGAGAGUUACAGCAAGCAUUCAUACUUUAAAAGUAUAAUGGCUAUACCUAAGAAUUUAAGAAUGAUUUAUGGGCAUGCUUAUCAAUCAUACGUUUGGAAUAAAGUAGCUUCUAAGAGAAUUGAAUUGUUUGGUUUAGAAGUUCAGGAAGGUGAUCUUGUCAUAGAUAAUGAAUUACCGCAAACUAAAGCUGAAAGUAGUGAUGACGAAUUUGAAGAGGAUGUUGCUACUAGUAAUGAAGUCAAAGUAAAAGCAUUAACUGAAGAUGAUAUAAAGAGUGGCAAGUAUACAAUUUAUGAUGUUGUAUUACCAACACCAGGAUUUAAGAUUGUAUAUCCAACAAAUGAGCAAUUGAAACAAGUAUAUGUAGAUACUAUGGCUCAAGAUGGACUUGACCCCUUUAAAAUGGCUAGAAGAAUUAAAGAAUUCUCAUUAACUGGUACCUAUAGAAAUCUUAUGUCCAAACCUCAAGAAUUGAGUUAUGAAAUUGUCAAAUAUGCUGAUGAAACCAAACCAAUAGUAAGAACGGAUUUAGAAAUCUUAAAGCUUAAGAAAGAUGGAGAAGAAAAUCCACUGAAAAUAAUUACCCCAAUCGAAGAAGAAGGUAGUGGACCUACAAAAUCUGCUGUAGUAUUGAAAAUGCAAUUAGGGGUCAGCUCUUAUGCCACUAUGGCAUUGAGAGAAUUUAUGAAGGCAGAUACUGCCAGAUUCAGUGAAACCAUGUUCAAACCAAGUCAAUCUUAGACUCAUUAGACUUUUUCUUCUUGUAUAUAUAUAAAAAUUUAAUUACAUCUGAGUGGUCCAUGUGUAGAACGAACCCCAUUUCCUAUUUCGGCCUAGUUUU
This is a messenger RNA of Scheffersomyces amazonensis, 2505 nucleotides long. It is a transcript of the gene PUS7, whose product is annotated as pseudouridine synthase. Gene Ontology annotation, cellular component: nucleus. The record is from RefSeq and is a predicted model, not a curated record. Gene Ontology annotation, biological process: pseudouridine synthesis. Gene Ontology annotation, molecular function: RNA binding; pseudouridine synthase activity. The transcript has a single exon. Bases 351 to 2405 code for a protein of 684 amino acids. Lineage: Eukaryota; Fungi; Ascomycota; Pichiomycetes; Serinales; Debaryomycetaceae.